Messenger RNA from Suillus plorans, 2667 nucleotides. RefSeq lists its product as uncharacterized. Bases 1 to 2667 code for a protein of 888 amino acids. Gene Ontology annotation, molecular function: DNA-binding transcription factor activity. The record is from RefSeq and is a predicted model, not a curated record. Gene Ontology annotation, biological process: regulation of DNA-templated transcription. Lineage: Eukaryota; Fungi; Basidiomycota; Agaricomycetes; Boletales; Suillaceae. The transcript is spliced from 16 exons.
AUGGAUGUGGAUGAGACCUCCCAGUCCCGGAUAUCCCUUGAUCCAUUAGAUGAUAUAUACCUUGGGCCGGAUGAUGAGUUAGACUCUGAUUCUGGGUCAUCCGGUGGUUUGGAUUCAUUAAAUGCGAUUCCCGAUCCAUCAUAUCCGGCCCUGGCAGAUGGACUGGCCCUGUACGAUGACCCGGACUUGUAUCUUGGUCCGGAGGAUACCUUUAUUUCGUCUGAUGAUGCUCCAGCUGUACCCGAUUUUCCUAUGGCUGUGAAUGAAUCAACUCCAGUACCUCAUCCGGCCACUCCGGCUGUACCAGAGGCACCCAUACCUUCGAAUUCAGAAACUCCCGAACGUCAAUCGCCCAAGCCGGAACUCAACAAUGAAGAACUGCGUGCCAUGGUUCAGGAGUUCAUGCCAAUUGGAUCUUAUGAUCAAGCUGAAAUACUUAGUCCUUGGUACUUGUAUACUCCACCUACUCAGUCCUCGCUGCCCGGUGUUCUGUGCUCGGUAGUGGACCAGGCCGGGAACUUAAUCUCCAAGACCACCCAAGAAGUUGGAUCAGCGUGCACAUUAUACGAUGACAAUGCUGCAGUCAUCCAGCAGUCCUCAGCUGACCAGAUGGUUGCGGACCUCCUGAAGAAGAAUAUGGACGACUUUUUUGGAGAGGCAAAGAAGGUGAUGGAUGCCUUGGAUACUCUGCAACAGAUCCAUCCCUUUGUUAGUGUGGCUAUAAUCGCUUUCAAGGCUGUCGUGAAUUUUGAAAUAAGACUUAAGGACACUAGAGACCCGGACAUCGUGGGACCUCGUGGCACUAUUCGGGGCCGACUGGAUGGUGUCUUGGAUAAAAUGAAGCGCAAUGUCGAGGAUUGCGGAAAUGCCAUCGACAAAUACUACAAAUCAUCCCAUUGGGCGGAUAAGUUCCUCGUGAUUAGCGGGAACUUUUCCCAGUGUAUACAGGAACUUCGGGAUGCCUUGGCCAUUAGGACGGCGUUGGGAGUCGACACUGUGAUCAAAAAGCUGGAGGAUCUCACCAAGACGCUAGGUGAACGCGAAGCGAAAAUCGCGAAAGGAGAGAAAUUUCACGGUGCAAUGGCUCAAUAUUUUGAAACCGAACGCGAAAAGAGAUUUGCAAAAGAAGUGAUCAUGCGCAGUGGAAUGGAUCCAGGUUUCGAAAGCGAAGACAAAUUAACAGAGCUAGUGAAAUUCGCCAAGCAACAGGAAGCACAGAUUCAAGCACGCUCUGAUGCCCCAUCCAAAGAUGUCAGCAAGCCUGCUUCACAAACCCCAUCGGCGAACGGAUCGGUUGCGGAGCAGUACCGCCUUGAUGCCUCGCUGCUUCACGAAUUGCGCACUCCUGUAGUCAGCUUACUCGACAAGAAUCGUGCGCUCUUCAUGUUCAAGCUCGAUAAACAGACAGCCGAGAUCAAAGAUGCCAUCAAGGAUUCUGAAACGCGCAUUAUGUUGGCUCUCGGCGACAAAUUUAAACAGGGUCAAGGAUCCAUGACAUCAAGUACACCCCACACUCAGUCCCCUCCAGUAGACCAUGCAGACGAGUGGUGCUUGAAAUAUCUGUCAGUUUUCUACAUUUUGAGUUUAUCCGAAGUCUUCGACGAGGACGCAAAUGGCUUGAUCAGCGUAAGGGAAGUUAAUGCCUUUACUUCCGCGAUACUUCCGGGCUUGAGUGUACCUCAAGCACUUGCAUACUGGGCUGCAGGUCGAACUUGGAGCGUUUACAUCAGCAAAGGUUGGAGAGUGGAUAGCCAACAUUACCACACACGAAUUGAACAAGUCUUGCACAGCAUGGUUCAUGCGCAAGCAGACGUACUGCCGGUAAACAGGAGGUGUAUCGCCUUGUACUUGGAUUCAGAUGUUAUCCAGGGCAUCAAAUGGCUCGUGCGCUCUCUUGCAGAGCUUGGGCCAGAGGACUCAGACUUAGAUCUCACGCAAUUGUCUGAUAGAUAUCGCAACAUUCAGGAGAAUGACUUGGUGAAAAGACUUGACACUGUAAAGUAUGAAAUCGACUCCAAAGAUUUCUUCAAACUUUUCGGAUCUGAUCACAUCGAAAAUUUCUUGCUGCCAGUGCUUUACCUCAUUAUGAGGAGGCAUCUACAAAUCAUGAAACUCGCCAGGACAGUAAUUCUGGUGGAUAGAGAAUUUGAAUGUGCAACUCAAACGAUAUCUAAUAUAUUGGAAGUGGUGGAUCUGCGUGUUGAACAACUGGCAGAAUCAUUUCGCCAGCAGGGAACAGAUGCAAAAGCAAGGUUCACGUGGUAUGCACACGGCUUGUACAACUUUUGGUACAGCCCAGAACGAACCGCAGACGACACUGAAUGUUGGGAAGCCCAUGAUUUUGAGCUUGACAACACUGAGCUGGAGAUUGAUAAGACAGCAUUGAAACUUGGUCCCUUCAGUCUGACAGAGGACCAGGAAUUGUUAGAAAGGCCUGUGAAGCUCGUCGCAUAUACCCUUAACCAGCAGCCUGAAGAUCCCAAGGACGAAUAUAUCCGUUUGUGGUGCUUGAAUAAGCUCCACAAUAAGAGAAAGUCGUUCCCUUUGGAAACCUCACCUUACCUAUCGCCCGAGCAACAACAAAGGUUCAAAGCCCUGUCCAAAGGGCUGCCUGAAUCAGAUGUCCAACACUGGAGUUCAUUAGCUGAACUUGAGACACGCAAAUGA